Molecule: messenger RNA, 1743 nt
Organism: Alternaria arborescens
Lineage: Eukaryota; Fungi; Ascomycota; Dothideomycetes; Pleosporales; Pleosporaceae
Exons: 1
Coding region: 1-1743 (580 amino acids)
Biological process (GO): carbohydrate metabolic process
Cellular component (GO): beta-galactosidase complex
Molecular function (GO): beta-galactosidase activity
Source: RefSeq, a predicted model, not a curated record
AUGACUUCCAAUUCCUCAAUUCCUCACCUCCGACAAUGUGGAAACACCAAACAACUUAUUCUUCAUGGCAAACCGUAUCUGAUGCUAGGCGGGGAGCUGCAAAAUUCCUCGCUUUCGUCUGCCGAAUACAUGAGCGAGAUUUGGCCUAAGAUGGUUGCAACGAAUGUCAAUACUCUUCUUGGCUCCGUCAGUUGGGAGAUGAUUGAGCCUGAGGAAGGCAAGUUCGACUUUAAAGAGCUGGACAAAGUCAUAUUAGAUGCACGAAAACACGGCUUACAUCUAAUCUUAUUAUGGUUCGGGUCAUUUAAGAAUGGUGAGUCGGCAUACCUAGGUACUCUCGUGACCUAUUUCCAUAUACUGAUAGGUGCAUCGCUAGGCAGAUCGACUUACACGCCAUCAUGGGUGAAGAAGGAUCCGAAACGCUUCCCACGCGCUGAACUUCGAAGGGCCGGAGGAGUGAUUGAGAUUGCAGAUGUCUUGUCUCUGUUCCACAAGCAGAAUGUUGAAGCGGAUGCGAAAGCAUUUCAAAAGCUGCUUGCUCAUGUCAAAGAGAUAGAUGAAGAUCACAGUACCGUGUUGAUGGUGCAAGUCGAGAAUGAAGUCGGUCUUCUAUUCGACAGCCGGGACGGAAGUGAGGAGGCUAACAAAGUCUUCUCUGAAACAGUACCAGCAGAACUUCUUCAAUUCUUGAGCAACGACUAUGAUCGACUACACGCCGAUCUCAAAGCCAACCUCCAGACUUUCGUCGCGCGCUCGAAGCCGCAGUCUGGUACAUGGGAGGAAGUGUUUGGCGUUGGUAGCAGGACUGACGAGCUCUUCAUGGCGUACCAUUACGCACACUAUGUCAAUCGUGUAGCAGCGGCUGGUAAAUCCGUAUACACAAUCCCGUUGUACACCAACGUAUGGCAGAACUAUGCUGGGGAGGAUGCUGACAACGACACUCCUAUCGUCGUGGGCGGAGGCGGAGAGCCUGGUGAUUAUCCUUCCGGAGGCGCAACAAGCAACGUUCUUGAUAUAUGGCUACGAUUUGCGCCAGACCUCGAGUUCAUUGCGCCGGACAUUUAUCUUAAUGAGUACACUGGCUUAUGCGCGAAGUACCGACAUGGCGAUAACACGCUUUUUAUCCCUGAGCAGAGAAGAGAUGAAUAUGGCGUUCGUCGGAUUUGGAUAGCCUACGGAACCUUUCAAGCUCUAUUGGCUAGCCCCUUCGGCAUCGACACUUUAGAGCCUGAGAAAAAUCCUUAUACGAAACACUAUGGACUCUUAUCACAGGUCUCUCAGAUUGUCCUUGAAGCGCAAAGUAAUCCAGGCUCGUCGGUUGGCUUCUGUUUUGAUGAAAUGAUCGGCGAUAGAGAUCCAUCCAAACCCAUCAAGCAACGUUUCGGCGACUGGGAUAUCACUGUAGAGCGCUCCUUUGUCUUUGGCAAGCCUGGAACUGGCAGUGGUAUGGUCAUCCAUCGUGGCGGAGCGAGCUUUUUACUUAUCGGCUGGGGGUUUCAGGUGAUGGGUCGAUCGACAAAGGCCGACACAAAGUUCAACGGUAUCCUGAGGAACGAAGAGAAGAUCGUAGAUGACGUAGCGACAGGUUCAUUACGAACACUCAGAACGUUGGGCGGUGAUGAGACGAGAAGUGGAGCGAACGCGAUGAUGCCAAAUGAAGACCCCGACUAUGGAGGAUUUCCUAUUGCCAUAACAAUUCCGACAAGAACUGGUAUCGCUGAGGUUGAAUUCUACUCCUUCUAG